CUCUGCUUUGCCAAGUGCACAGGCUUGCUUUGAUGUCUCCUCCCAUUUCGGGAAGAUCGCUAACUAGGACCUUCCCCCUCUUCUUCCAAAAACAUCUCAACAGCAUCAGGAGCCAGAAACAUUGCUCUGUUCAAGGCUGGCGAGGCGGCUGUGGUCCAGCUCCCCGAUGUCUUCUGGAAUGAUGCCCCUCUCCCUUGCCACCUGUCUCCUUGCCACUUGCAUAGCUUUGGGAGCGUCUUUGGAAUGCGAAGAAUGCAUGGCUUUGGGGAGGAAUUGUCAUGGGAAUAAAAUAACAUGCACCCCUGAGAAAGAUUCCUGCGGCAUCAUAUCUAUGGACACCAUGGGGCAAACUGGUGUCAUGAAGACUUGUAUCCAAUCCAAACUGUGUACCCUAGGCAUUUCUUCUCUCAACAUGGGCAAAGCAGGAAUCAGCAGAACUGACACAAUGUGCUGCACCGGGGAUGACUGCAAAAAGUCACCACCGCCUUUGCCACCCAGAAACACCACUUUGAAUGGGGUCUCAUGUCCAGCUUGCCAUGCUUUGGAAUCUGAGUGUAAGGAAGAGAUCAUUAAAUGUACUGGGAAUGAAAACCGUUGCUUCGAGCUGUCUGGGGUUACCUCCGUAGGAACUAUUAGCUCAAACGUCAUCAUGAAGGGCUGUGGAAAUGAAGUUAUCUGUUAUGAAGCAGAGCAGAGCACCAUGUCUUUUUCAGGGAUCAGCAUAGUUCAUAAGGCCCGCUGUACUAGUGGGGCCACCACCAACAUUUCAACUAUUUUUGGACUCCUCUUCCCUGUCCUUAUGGGGCUAUUGUUUGAGAAAUUGUUUGUUUAAUUCUUUUCCAAUCACUGCUCCCCGCCCCCCGCUCUCAUUCUUUGUCUGUAUGUUUAAGGAUGACAAUUGUUCUUUGAAUGUUGGGAAACUCUGAGGAGGAUAAUAUUUGUAGUUCAGGACUUAUUCUGCAAAAAAGGGAGGGUCUUUUUUCACAGAAAUCAGCAACACAAAAAUGUUUUCUGCACACACACACCCUCAAACACUUUGUGCAAAGUAAGUCCCUAUGCUGCCAUUAGCCUUAGAGAAUGCUGGUGCCUCACUAAACUACAACUCCCAAGAUUCCAUAGCACUGAGGCAUGGUAGCUAAAGCAUCAAAUUACAUUAAUUCUACAGGAUAGAUGCACUCUUGUAUGUGACAUUGCCACUCCUUCAAGCAACCACCAGUUCUCAGCAAUGGGAUGUUGGUACUGGGAGUUACUUAUCUGACUCGAAGCUCCUCGGUAGCAAAGGAUUCUGAGCUUUUGCUGGGAUUAUGCAUAAAUGCAUACCUUUUUUUUUGUACAGUGAUGCUAUCAAGAGAAAAGUACAUAUACUGGAAGGAUGCUUUGUUUCCCUCAGUUUUAAUUAUUGUGGAGUUAAGUUGGAUAAACUGUGGACUCUGUAGUCUAAGAAAUCCGAGAUCGUCAUUGGUAGUCAGGAAUAUUAGUCAAGAGAAUGGAAGAUAGGUUAGGCUUUUUGCAGUCCAAGGUCAAGAGUUGUUAGUAAUAAUCCCAGUCAUCACCUUAAACAGAGCUGUAAAACUAUCCAUAAGUCAUAAACCAAUCACAAGACCAAAACACAACAAAAGACUCCAAACAGGAUGUCUGUAGCAGGACUUUUACCAGAUAGUAGUCGAAGCCCAUGUACUGGAAGUUUUCAUGCUUAUGCAACAUCCCAGCUGUUGUUAGUUCUGGUAUUUUGACAUGGCCCUCUGCCAAGUUCAUUUUGUUUGCUACCACACAUUGGGUCUCAACGGGAGAGUCUGGGCCAGGUGCUUCUGCUUUUCCUUCUCCUCUUCCUCCUGUCCUCAACCGCCUUCUGUUUCCCAGAAAGGUCAGACUCCUAAAAUAAUGAGAAACCAAAUCCAGCAACACCUCUUGCAACAUUACUGUUUGAGGCCCCUUCCACACAGCUGUAUAAAAUCCACAUUGAAUAUUGCAGUGUGGAUUCGGAUAAUCCAGUUCAAAGCAGAUAUUAUGGGUUAGCUGCCUUGAUAUGAUGUGUGGAAGGGCCCUGAGUUAUGUGUGCCUUCAAGCCAUCUUAUCAUCACCUCGAAGUGUUCUUGGCAAGAUGUGUUCAGGGGAGGUUUGCUUUUGCCUUCCUCUAAGGCAGAGAGAUUGUAACUUGCCCAAGCUUCCCAGGGGGGUUUCCAUGGCUGAGUGGGGAUUCAAACCUGGGUAUUCAGAGUUGUAGUCCAAUGCUGUCAAUGGCUGCAUGGAAGCAGACAUUCCAGAAGGUAUUACUUGUUACCUAGUUGUAUGACAAGCAAUAUGUGCUGAAUUUUCCUCUUUUAUACAGCCCGAGGUCUUCUCCAUUUUUCAAUUUGGCAACACCAUGCUUGCUCCCUGCAGUAGCAUUUAUUUCCUACUAAGGGUAAAGGUUUUCCCCUGACAUUAAGUCCAGUUGUGUCCACUCUGAGGGUUGGUGAUCAUCUCCAUUUCUAAACCAAAGAGCCAGCAUUGUCCAUAGACAAUGACUGCAUAGAGAACCAUUACCAUUCUGCUGGUGCAGUACCAAUUGAUCUACUCACAUUUGCAUGUUUUCAAACUGCUAGAUUGGCAGAAGCUGGGGCUAAUAACAGGAGCUCACACCGCUCCUCAAAUUUGAACAGGCGACCUUUUGGUCAGCAAGUUCAGCAGCUCAGCUGAGCCACCAAUGACUCCAUUUAUUACCUACUAUGAGCUCAUUUUCUAGCUGUGAUGUGAGUAGAGUUGCUGGACAGGAGCAUCCCACGUCCUGAUAUAUCAGAGCCAAAACCCAUGGUCUAGAGAUGCCUUUGUUGAUGUCAGAAGAGGUGGGCCUUGGUAACGUCAUGAUGCUCAGAGCACAUGAUGAUGACGAUAACAAUGAUGAUGAUGAUGAUGAUGCAGAGGAGGAGGAGAACAAAAGCCAACCCUAAGAAAGUUUUCCAAGUUCCACAUUAUACAGGAAAACAACUCAGUUGUUUUAUCACCUUUGUGAGGCACUGCUUUUAACAGCACAUAGGAGUCUAGUAAUCGAAAGAACAGUUUACAGCCUUCUUUGAACCAAAAAAUCUACAGAAAUCAACUACAAGCAGCACUGCCUACUACAAUGGGAUACACAGUAGAAUCUGUAUGCAAUUUCCAAUGCACUGUUCUUGCCCUAUUUCACUCCAGCAACUCAGAGCCAGAGAAAAGGGAUCAGAUUCUGAGAUCUUAUAAUCCUAGGAGUGAAUGAAGAGGCAAGUAAUGUUUGCCUUGGACGCUCCCACUUUGAUCAUGCCAACUGAGACACAGAAAGGGGACAGCCACUCUUUUCUGAGACAAAAUGGAUCUGGCUCGCAUAAGGGCUUUUCAUAGAAAUGUUAUAAAGCAUUAGGUUUAUGUGCUGGAAAGAAGCUCCCUCCUUGCUUUUUAGUUUUGUAUUUUAUAUUUGAUCUUGACCCACAAAUCCGAAUUCUUCCUCAUGAGUCAAUUAUUGACCUAAGAUGGACCUUUCCCUUCUUAAACCAACUUUAAAGUAAACACAAAAGACAUUCAAGAGCUUAUAUAGCUGUGAGUCCAAGAUGUGGCUGACAAUUGGAUCAUGUCAGAUUCAGAACCAUUAGCCUAAAACAACUAUAUUCAGUGCAUAUGAAAUAAUCUGAAUAAUAUACAACCAUUAUCCAGUGCGUAAUGCUGCCAAAUGCUUCAAAAUCUUCUGAACCAUUUCUCAUUACUGGCCAACUGAUUUCUGUAACUUCUUCAGUGCAGCAUAUUAUCUGCAUGGCCAAAUUAAAUGCAUUUCAGUCCAAUUAUUGGAGUUAUCUGGAAAAUACAGUUAACAAUUCACAUAUUAUGCAUCUGCGCAACAGAUAAAUAUUUGUAUACAGUGUGAUCAGGGUAACUAUUAUGAUUUUUGCUCUACAACAAAUUCUAUGUGCUGCAUUUUUUUGCACUCCUAUUGAAUAGACCAUGUUAAUGUACACAUAUCCAAUGAUGUUCUGGAAUGAUAAAAAAAUAAAGAAUGUCAAUGAUU
Messenger RNA from Anolis carolinensis (green anole), 4009 nucleotides. Its product is annotated as phospholipase A2 inhibitor and Ly6/PLAUR domain-containing protein. The record is from RefSeq and is a predicted model, not a curated record. Gene Ontology annotation, cellular component: extracellular region. Gene Ontology annotation, molecular function: phospholipase inhibitor activity. Bases 167 to 832 code for a protein of 221 amino acids. Lineage: Eukaryota; Metazoa; Chordata; Lepidosauria; Squamata; Anolidae. The transcript is spliced from 5 exons.